Messenger RNA from Fulvia fulva, 3084 nucleotides. RefSeq lists its product as uncharacterized. The coding region runs from base 1 to 3084 and encodes 1027 amino acids. NCBI's taxonomy places the organism in Eukaryota, Fungi, Ascomycota, Dothideomycetes, Mycosphaerellales, Mycosphaerellaceae. The record is from RefSeq and is a predicted model, not a curated record. The transcript is spliced from 2 exons.
AUGGCUUCUCAGCAGGACCGCGCAAAUCUACUCGAGAGCAUCAAUUCCCUGAAGCCGAAUGCCUUCGAAAGUCUGAUCCCGCGUCGCAUCGCGCUACAAGAUACUCAUGGCAACAGAUUAUUCCCUUACGCCCAUCCUGCCGACAUUCUUCAGGCCUUCGCCGAUAUCCUCCUUAUUUGGGCUGACGAGAAGACAAAUCAAGACUUCAUGAACGCAUUUUUGACCGAGUACAGCAGAAGACGCGCAGACUCCAACGACCCACACAAAGACGUCAAGCACAUCAUCGCGCAAGAUAUUGAGCGCGCCAGUGUCUCCCUCGGACGAGAAGAGCCACUCAAGGAUCCGACUACCGCAUCAGCCUCAGACUCGAAUGUUGUCAACACAGCAAGGGCAGUGCAAUCUGCCGCGGCAUCGGGCAGUAGUGGAGAAGUAGAUGACAGUGGUGAGAGAAAUGGUGCGUCGAGCAAUGGAACUACAUCUUCCCCAGCUGCAGGCGCUGCAGGCGCUUCAGACGUGCUGAUCGGCCCCGAUUCUGCUGUUGAAGGCAUAGCGUCCACAAGCAACGCCGAAGUACCUCUACAUGAAGACUCGGAUGGAAGUGGUGGGAAUGCCGGGCAAGAGAACGAGGAAGACAUCAUCGACUAUGGCGAUCACUCGGAGCCGCUGAUUGACCCCAGUGACGAUACCGCUCGAAAUGGUGCUGAGCUCAAUGUCGCUGAUGUGGAGUCACAAGGGGCAGCUGGAAGGCAAGAACAGUACACAAGUCAGAUGUACAGCACCGAAGAUGCACAAAAGGAGGAGAUAUUCGACGAAGACAUGGCAGGCGAGCGGGACGGCGAAGAUCCUCUGCAAGAGAUACUCGCAACAAUCGCAAGCGUGAUACCAGGCGACCCAGAGCAGUUGUCGGACGCGGAUAUCCUCGUCGAUGGCAUGAACUUCGCGCAGAAGUGGCAUGGCAAACACAAUCCUAAGACCCUCCGUGGAGCGCUACGAGCUGCUGCGCGGACCCGACAGAAGACCUUGGGUGCAAAUGCCCCAAUUCCGGUCGACCUCGAUGGAUCUGACAUCAAAGUAGCCGACGAGCGUCUCAAAAUGAUCGCUCCGACUGUUGACCAGACGAGCUCCGUGGAUCAUGCAGUCUCGGAUGAUGCGGCGUCUGAAGUUGAUAUCACCAGCGCAGCCAAUGCAAACAUCGCUGAAGGCCCACAUGAGGGUGUGGCAGCAGUCUCCAAUGAUGCGGGCCAGGGACAUCACGAUCCUACUGACCCGGAUCCGAGCAGCGCCUGUAGCGCCUCCGGCGAGGCUGGCUCAGCGUCUAGUCAGCAGUCUGUGGACAGCCAUGCACCCUCAGACUCGCAUACCAAUGUCGAUAUGGCCGAAGCCUUGCAUAUCGGCGACAGCCAUGCGGAAAGCGACCAUGAUCAUAUCCCGGACAAUAUUCUCCAAGCCACACCACCACAGCCUGUACCAGCGCAGGCCGGUAAUAUCGCGGCCAUGGGCAGUGAGCACGAGAGACAGGGUAUCCAGGAAGCUGCAGGGCAUGGUCUUGGUGGUGCUUCUCAAAACCACCUUCCCUUCCCUGAAGAGGCUACACUGCCCAAUGUCACCAGCAACCAGCCAGGCAGUUAUGGCCUCAGCUACAUGGCUGAUGUUGCCUCCAACGGACUAGCAUCAUCAACAAGCGCCGCCCAAAGCGAUGGCAUAUCGUCGCGCGACCUAAAUGUACUUGUUGAACCCACGCCUUCUCAAGAGCUACGUGUCGAGAGUAUGGGGGCUACGGGUGCGGGAAGUGCGAGUGUGGAUGUACUCGACGAUAGCUCUGCGUCGAGUGAGGCUGCUGCCAAUCAUACUGCUGUCACCAUGGUUGAGAUCACCAUGUCGGCGUACUGUGUCAUUUCAAUGCCAACGGCCCGACCUCGAUCGAUGGGCUCAAAAAUGCGCAGGGUAAAGAAGCAAGUACGUCCAAGACGCCAGGCCAAAGUCGCCGCGCGACAACAAAUAUUCGAUUUGGGCCUGGCGUGGGUCCGGUUCAAAUAUGCGCUCGCAACUAUGGGACACUUCGCGACCCUCUACAAUCGUGGUCAAGGCAUUUACAAACCGAGCCUUGUGAUAGAAGGCUUCGAGGUGUCGUAUCAGCAUGACGACUACUACGGCGGUCUAGUUCCUUCGGACAUGAAGGCUCAUUUCAGGCUCAAUAAGUCGAAGUACCUGCUCGACGGCCUUACAGGACACCCAGAUGUCACAGCUCGCGCUCAGCAAGACGUCCUCAACGUCGAGAGCAAAUGGUGCUCGGUCUUUGAUGCUCUGACCAAUUACAGGAGAGCUUCAUUGCUUGCCGGCAGAAAGACUCGACUUCACACCAACUUCAGCUUCAUCGUGCACCAUGAUGAGACCGGCCUUGAACACUGGCAAUGGUGCUGGGUUAGUCCAGUCUCAGGCUCCCAGGUCAAGAACCAUCCGUGCUGGCAACUCCCUGCUCUUCGGCCAAACGCGCUUCCUGUCGUGCAUGUUGUGCCUGAGACCCUGGAUCCAGCUCAACCGACAGACUGGACCUACGCGGGUCAUCGAAACGUCCUGGGGUCUCAGAUCUUCUUCGACAAUCUCGACAUCGACAACGAGUACUACAGAAACACACACCUGGACCUUCACUGUCGAAGUCUCACCGACACCUUGAUCAAGCUGAGGAAGAUUCUGAACAAGAUACUUCGGGAGUACCACAAGGUUCAUCCAGGCAUUCCACGAAUCGCUGGCCUCGUGAUGAAGUCCAGAGGCAAGUUCGAGUCGCUCGGCUUUAGAGUACAGCCUGGCUUGAAGCCACUUGCCUGGCGACCAGGUAUGUUCUUGCCACGACGUCCGUUCUCAAACAUUCGUGUGUUGGAGACGAGACUCGACAACCGGUAUCAGCACCAUCUCACUGGGCUCACCAGUGGUCUGAAGUCUCAUGCAGCAAAGGCACGCAAGCUGGGUCACAGUGGGACAGGAUACAACGUCAUUCAGUUCGGCUACGAGAACAUUUCACAAGAUGGUGGUUUUCGAUCACGCCGUGUACCCACUAUUAGACAGUUGAAACUAUGCCGGCUGUAA